AUGGCCGCGCAAGAAGACUUGCGGGAAGCCGACAGCGAGUCACCGGACACCGUCUGCACCUCCGGGCAGCACUUAGAGGAAGACGCGGGAUCCCCCAUGCCUCCUCUGGGGGACAAGGCAACUCUUGGCAAUUUGAUCAGCGAAGCGGGUGGCGCGGUUGCCCGCGCGCAGUGUGCGGCGGUGAAACACUGGUGCUACCACGAGCGCGACGGCUUUGGCGCUCCCAGCCUGAACCCCUUCCAAGACGACAACUCAGUGAAGAUUGCGGAGCACGUAUCACAUAGAAAAAAGCUAGCAUAGCACGUUUGUUCGGAAAUUAUGCACAAAUACAUCAUCGGAAAAAAAAAUUCUCUACUGACUUGCAUAGCCUAAGCAGGAAGAUGCUAUUGGAUGGUUCAUGACAGAUUUUUAUCCCAGUUUCAGCUUGUUUUCGCGUUACGAAUGAAACAGCAUGCUAGCUUUUUCUUGUGUGAUAGCCUGAGGGCAAGCGGUACUGGCUGCGGGCUGUAAACCGGAACCACAAAAUCACGCUCCACUGUGAUCCCGAGCUCAUGCACGGUCGUGCGCUGGUGAUCGAGCACCCGUUCUGGAGAUUCGUUAUGGACCGGUAAAGUGUUACAAUCGCAACUGGUAGUACAAUGAAAACCUGGAAGAUAUAUUUGUGAUGCACGAAGCGCACGAUCUUGCCUAUCUCUAUUCUCGCAGCAAUGCGCAUAAGAGGUUCUGGUUUCAAAGCCAAAUAGAACCUGGUGAAACUUGAUGUAUUGCGAAAAGCGCGAGGCUCUGACUGUAUUUUCCUCCUGCUGUUCAUCAGGCAAGACCAUGAAAUCUAGACUCUACCUGUAACUACGUACCAGUUGAGAUUGUAGGUUAUACUCGUACCGAAGUCAUUCGUAUCAAAUGUAAAAAUGUCUGGGUCUGGAAGAUUCUGACACUUGUCAUGCACGUUUUGCAUUAGCCCUGAUGUCUGUGAUGCAUGCCCUAGCAUCACAUAUUUUUUGAGAGCUUCUUGAUGCCUAUUCCGCAUGACAAAUGCCCUCUCCGCGUAGCAAAAAUUGCAUUCCCUUUGGUACUCAUGCAAUACAGAUUUUUUCGGAAUCCAAAUGAAGCAUCACAAGUUGCAUUCUUCCAGACCCAGACACUUUUACAUUUGAUAAUUCGCCUUCUUUGACAUCGAAGUCGAGGGGUGGUAUCGUAUUUAAAAACGUCCCCACCCCAGAGUUGUAAUGCAAAUCUGCAUGCUGAGAAUGUUUCUCAUGCGGAGCCCCAUGAGAAGCAUCUUCUAGUCGUGUUUUGGGAUUUGUCAUGCUCCAAUCGGCAUGAUAUACUAGAUCUGUGAUGCUGCUGAAGUACCUCAAACAGCACUACACUACGAGUCCAAAUUUGUCAUGCAAGACACCCAAAACUUGUGGAUUUGUCUAGCCGAUUCCGCAUCUUGACUAUGGGAUGGGGACGUUUUUACAUAGGAUAGGUGGGCCGGCGUCCCGACGCCGAGCGUAGAGGCUCUGGAGCAUAUGCCGGAGAAAAAAAUUAGCAGAGCAUAUCUGUCAUGCCUAAAAACACGGCAAAAAAUCCUUCAUGGGCAGACCCGUACCCUGGUGUUUAGCUUAUAGGUCGAGCAGAGCUUUGCAUUUCAAAUGAAUCUGGCUUGCUAGCGUGCUAGCUUUUUUCUCUGGGAUAGAAGACCGCGAUACUGCAGACGGAGAAGAUGCAGGAGAAGUGGGAAGCAAGGAGACGGGUGGGAAACUGGAGAUCAGGAAGACGGCGAGGCAGGAUCGUUGCCCGGCGAGGGUGCAGCUUUGUUGCUCGGAGCGGCGACCUUGCUGCAAGGGGUGCUUGCCUUUUGGUAGUGGUAGACGCGUCCUCAACCUGACCGGUUCAGUCACUUCGAAGUAG
This is a messenger RNA of Amoebophrya sp. A120, 1896 nucleotides long. Lineage: Eukaryota; Dinophyceae; Syndiniales; Amoebophryaceae. The record is from the annotation of a GenBank genome assembly.